This is a messenger RNA of Scaptodrosophila lebanonensis, 1455 nucleotides long. RefSeq names its product phenoloxidase-activating factor 2-like. The transcript is spliced from 3 exons. The coding region runs from base 93 to 1400 and encodes 435 amino acids. Gene Ontology annotation, biological process: proteolysis. Gene Ontology annotation, molecular function: serine-type endopeptidase activity. Lineage: Eukaryota; Metazoa; Arthropoda; Insecta; Diptera; Drosophilidae. The record is from RefSeq and is a predicted model, not a curated record.
AAUCAUUAAAACUUAUUUGACAUAUAAUAUACAAUCGACUAAGAGCGACCGCUUAAUUCAGAGAGUCGCAGUUGUCUGCCCUUGUUGCCAAGAUGUAUAUAGUAUUGUCACGAUUAUUGCUGCCACUUCUGAUAUUUGGCUGGAGCAGAGCAUUGCGCAAUUGUAAGAGUGACGAAUUGUGUGUUACCAGGGAGUUGUGCGAAAAAAGCGACGAUACGGGUAGGGGCCAUCUAGUCCCGCGUCUUCUAGACAGCAGUUGCAGCCCAGGAUUUGUCUGCUGCGAUAAGGAGCAACUACGUAUUUACAACUCCAGUCAAGAGUAUAACAUGAGAAAUGGCGAGUUUAAAACAGCAGUGCCAGACCAUCCACAUCAAAGCUGUGGCAGCCCGGGUGGGGAAAACGAGUGCGUACCACGUCAUUUGUGCAAUGGCACCAUCAAUGAUAAUGGUCGCUACCUGAUUUCGGCGCGUAUUGAUCAAAAGAACAACUUCGGCUGCAAGUCACUGGAAUAUUGUUGCCCCAUAAACGAUCAGCUCAAUGAGAAAGACAGCGAACCGAUGCGUAAUUUGCGAGACUUCAAAUACAAGGGCUGUGGCUACAGCAACCGCAAUGGGCUGUAUUUCGACAUUGUGGGCUACAACGAUAAUGAGGCGUUAUUUGGAGAAUUUCCCUGGAUGAUUGCACUGGUGGACAUGCACGGCGCUUACGUAUGUGGCGGCACACUCAUACAUCCCUCGCUUGUGCUGACCAGUGCUCAUAAUGUGGUGCCACACAGCGCUAAAAGUUUGGUGGCGCGUGCUGGUGAGUGGGAUCUGAAAAGCGUGGAGGAGCCGCAUCCAUAUCAAACCCGCCAAAUACGGCGCAUAGAGCGCCACGACCAGUUCAAUACCCUAACCCUCUACAAUGACAUAGCACUGCUGGUACUGGAGCAGCCUUUUCUGCUAGAGCCACAUAUUCAGCCGCUCUGUCUGCCGCCUGUGGAGACCCCCAAGUUGCUGGAACAGUUGCGUAGCGCUCAGUGUUUUGCCACUGGCUGGGGUCAUCUCAACAUCACCUCCGAUCCCAUGGAGCAUAUACUGAAGCGCAUCGAUUUGCCGGUACUAGACCACCAGCAAUGCCAACAGAUGCUGCGCCAAACCAUCUUGGGACAUCGUUUUAUACUGCGACCCAGUUUCUUGUGCGCUGGCGGCGAAAAGGGCAAGGACACGUGCAAGGGCGAUGGUGGCUCCCCUUUGUUCUGCACUAUGCCAAACGAACUCGAUCGAUAUGUGCUCGCAGGCAUUGUAUCCUGGGGUAUUGAAUGCGCAGUGGAGAAGAUUCCGGCAACUUACACGAACGUACCACAUCUGCGCACUUGGAUUGACGAAAAGGCAUUACAAAAUGGAUUUCAAUUAAGUUAAUUAUUAACUUAUGAAUUAUAGAUAUAACUUAAUAAAGCGCGCAGCUCAACCCAAA